AUGCGCACGAUCUUACUGAUGGGCAUCGAUAGCAAGAUGGAUCCUUCUCAUGUCAUGCGGCAGAGAAACAAUAGGCCUAUAUGUCGCAUGUGGCAGAUGGGUCGCUGCCACCUGAGCAGCAUCCAGUGCGAAUUCCGCCAUGCCGAUCCUGCCAUGGUUGCGCAGCCUAUGCUUGCAGAAGGGUUUGUUCCUCAACCUCGUUCUUCUGAUGCUCGCUGGGAAUAUGGCAAUCAUGUCGUCCACAGAGACAGACAGCCACUACAGGAGAUUGUGCUCCCUGCUUCUUCGACAUCAGUCCAUGAGUAUGAGCAAGACCACCAGAGUGCUCAGGAAGAAGCUGGCCAGAGCACUUGGGGAAGUCCUAGAAGCAGUCCACAGCGUUGGUCCAACACCAACCCUGCUAGAGAAACGCAGGCUGGUACGUCUGAUAAGUUGGCUGUUUUGACCUGCUCAAGCUGGACCAUUGAGACGGCGUGCUGA
Messenger RNA from Aureobasidium musti, 480 nucleotides. The record is from the annotation of a GenBank genome assembly. Lineage: Eukaryota; Fungi; Ascomycota; Dothideomycetes; Dothideales; Saccotheciaceae.